Molecule: messenger RNA, 1864 nt
Organism: Rhinolophus ferrumequinum (greater horseshoe bat)
Lineage: Eukaryota; Metazoa; Chordata; Mammalia; Chiroptera; Rhinolophidae
Gene: MECR
Product: mitochondrial trans-2-enoyl-CoA reductase
Exons: 10
Coding region: 60-1181 (373 amino acids)
Biological process (GO): fatty acid metabolic process
Cellular component (GO): mitochondrion
Molecular function (GO): trans-2-enoyl-CoA reductase (NADPH) activity
Source: RefSeq, a predicted model, not a curated record
GCGCAGUCGCGGGAAGAUGACGUUCCCGGGCGUCCGGCACUGAGUUGACUGGAACCGACAUGUGGGUCUGUCGCGCGCUGUCGGGGGCGCGAGGCCGGGCCCAGGUGCUGCGGGCCCUGCUCCGCGCUUGCGGCCGCCGUCGGUCUGCGGCUGCCUCCUUCUCCGCAUCUGCCGAGCCCUCCCGGGUCCGGGCUCUGGUCUACGGGGACCACGGGCACCCAACCAACGUCGUCGAACUGAAGAACCUGGAGCUAGCUGCUGUGGGUGGAUCAGACGUCCAUGUGAAGAUGCUGGCGGCCCCUAUCAAUCCAUCUGAUAUCAAUAUGAUCCAAGGAAACUAUGGCCUCCUUCCCAAGCUGCCUGCUGUUGGAGGGAACGAAGGUGUUGGACAGGUGGUAGCGGUGGGCAGCAGUGUGACUGGGUUGAAGCCAGGAGACUGGGUGAUUCCCGCAAAUGCUGGUUUGGGAACCUGGCGGGCCGAGGCUGUGUUCAGCGAGGAAGCACUGAUGGCAGUCCCGAGUGACAUCCCUCUUCAGAGUGCUGCCACCCUGGGUGUCAACCCUUGCACGGCCUACAGGAUGUUGAUGGACUUUGAGCAGCUGCGGCCAGGGGAUUCUGUCAUCCAGAAUGCAUCCAACAGUGGAGUGGGGCAAGCAGUCAUCCAGAUCGCCGCUGCUCUGGGCCUGAGGACCAUCAAUGUGGUCCGUGACAGACCUGAGCUCCAGAAGCUGACCGACAGGCUGAAGAAUCUGGGGGCUGAGCAUGUUAUCACAGAAGAAGAACUAAGAAAGCCGGAGAUGAAAAACUUCUUUAAGGACGUGCCCCAGCCGCGGCUUGCUCUCAACUGUGUCGGUGGGAAAAGCUCCACAGAGCUGCUACGGCACUUAGCGCCUGGAGGAACCAUGGUGACCUAUGGGGGGAUGGCCAAGCAGCCCGUCACAGCUCCUGUGAGCCUACUCAUUUUUAAGGAUCUCAAACUUCGGGGCUUUUGGAUGUCCCAGUGGAAGAAGGACCACAGUCUAGACCAGUUCAAGGAGCUGAUCUUCACACUGUGUGAUCUCAUCCGCCGAGGCCAGCUUACGGCCCCCGCCUGCUCCGAGGUCCCCCUGCAGGACUACCAGCAUGCCUUGGAAACCUCAAUGCAGCCCUUCGUGUCUUCAAAGCAGAUUUUCACCAUGUGAUAAUCCCCGAGGAGCCAGAGUGAAGUGGGAGGGGAAACAGAGCAGCAGGACUGGUUCUGGCCCCUCAGGCAGGGCCCGUAUCCUUCCCCAGGCUGCUCCUCUCCUCACUGUCAGUUUUCACUAGGAGGGCUGUGAAGCGAGCCAAGGCUUUCCCUAGGGCCAGCCUCGGGGUAUCUAAUAAAGUCUGAACUUCCUGAAAACAAAAACCAACAGAAGUCAUCCCUGUUGAGAAGGACCAUCGCUGCGCACCUGCCAUAUCCCAGGACUAAGAAGCGCCCCCCACUCCUUGCCUGUCCUCCAUUUGUCCCUGACCAAUCCUUCCUGAUACCUGACAGCAAAACAAGUGGGCCUGGCAGGUACAAAAGCCAGUGAGACGCGAUCUUGGCCCUCAAGCCGUCCAAGGCCACAGAGGAGAAUCUUCCAACAAAGAAGGUUUGACUCAUUCUCAGGUGGUGUGCAGCUUAGUCCGGGGUAGGGGGAAGGAUCAGCCGCCUCGGGGAGCCAGGCUGAGGAACCGAGGAAAUAUGGUCUCAGGUGGCUGGACCACCUCAUGGAACGUCCCUGCUGACUGGGGGACAUGUUACAGUGGGCGUUCUCCACCUGAGGUCAUUUUACCCCCAGGGGACAUUUGAUAACGUCUGGAGACAUUUUGGGUUGUCAUCAUCGAGUGGGUGCUGCUGGCA